This is a messenger RNA of Striga hermonthica, 288 nucleotides long. The record is from the annotation of a GenBank genome assembly. NCBI's taxonomy places the organism in Eukaryota, Viridiplantae, Streptophyta, Magnoliopsida, Lamiales, Orobanchaceae.
AUGUGGUACCAGAGCCUGGUUGAUUGGGCGACGGAGAUGACGGGAGGAUCGAAAUUCGAGGUCUCGAAAUUUGAUGGUCAUGGCAAUUUCGGAUUAUGGCAGACGAGAGUAAAAGAUUUAUUGGCGCAGCAAGGAAUUCAGAAAGGGUUGCGUGCAGAAAAGCCAAAAGGGAUGGAAGACGAUGAUUGGCAAGAUCUGCAGGAACGGGCGGCCGGGACGAUUCGGUUGUGCCUUGCAGAUGAAGUUAUGUAUCACGUUAUUCAUCUCAAAUCGGCGGAUGAUAUCUGA